ACCUUCACGUUCAAACGUCCAACGCCUUGCUCAUAUGCAUUGUGUCCUGUUGUGAACGCAAAUACACUUCAUAUGGAUGUAGACAUAAAGGUUAUGCACACACUGUCACUCUGUCAACGAUAGUAAUAUUUGACUACACCACUUCGCCGUUAGUACUUACGCCAUAUAACAGGAUUGCAGAAAUCGAGGGGCUAGUAGCAUUAUACUUUCGUGCUACAUUCUGCGAAAAUUCAUAUGCUUCUGGCUCAAGGUGGCAGCAUAUAAGCUCUGAUCUGGACUAUCGCCGCUUGUUUCCACAAGACGACCUUACGUCAACUUCCUUCUGUGCGUUCGUUCGGUAUUUCUUUGUUUGCUGAUGGAGCACAUGUCGUUUUCAAUCAGUCCCUUGACAAACUUCUGGCAUCCAAGUCGAUGCUGGACAUAACGUCUUCCUCCACCCCCCGGAAAUACCGUCUGCUUGAUUGUGAAUUAUUUGCGAUCUCUUCAGUGCUACACGUCGUUGAAUUCUCCUUACCUGCGGACGACGACCUGUCAACAAUUGGCUAUGCGGCAAUUUCAUACGUCUGGCGAGAUCCUGACAUAAUUAACAUGGAUAGUCUUCAAUUCUCCGUCAAAGGGGCCGAGGAUGCCGACCCAAUAGCCAUAGAUGUUCUUCUGCAGGCAUGUCUGGCUUGCCGUCAUAGAGGGAUUCAAUACGUUUGGUUGGAUCGCUUGUGUAUCAUGCAGACCAGUCGUGAAGAUAAACGCUGGCAAAUCAUGCAAAUGAGUCACAUCUACAAAUCUUGCGCCCUCUGCAUCGUCUUACCAGGUGGGCUCCAGCGCUGCGUAGCAAUCGAUGAACAAACCUUAUGGAUUCACAGGGCUUGGACCUUGCAAGAGGUUCUCUUGCCGAGAGAAGUUGUAGUACUCCUCGCUUGGGGGCUUGGUAGCGGAUGGGGCGCGGCGUAUACGAUGGCGAAAGCCGAUAAGAUCGAAGAAGUCAACGAAGGGCUAGCUGCUAUAUUCCCUCUGCGCAUGGUGCUCAAUGCAUGCUCUGUGGGCUGGUUGGAGUUUCUCUCCAACAAGGAUUCCACUCCGGUGCUCAUUGAAGCUCGAGUAUUCGGGAGAAGCGACCAUCAUCUGGCCUCAGUGACUCCUCCGCAUGUAUCAGCACUUGCAUUGAAUUGGGAUUAUUAUCUGGAAGGUGACGAAGACGCAAAGCAGUAUGCUGUAUGGCAAUGUGCACUUGUUCGCACAUCGUCACGUCCUGUUGACAUGGUUUUCAGCAUCAUGGGUCUCUUUGACGUCACGCUGGAUCCGGCUGAGUUCGACGUGAACGACCGCAUCGGUGCGACCAUCGCUCUAGCUCGCAACAUUCUAGCGAAGGGCGGCAGGGCAUGUUGGAUGGGAGUGUCCUUCUGGUUAGAACCCUGCUCGCGUAUAUCCACAUUUGCUAUGUUUCCCGAAACUAGCGUGGCAGGUAGGGCGAUCGUACGAACGACGGAUGGACAGGAACAAGAGGUGUCAGAGCUCAUUUGCAGCGAAUUUCCCUCACACACGAUGAAAGAGUUUCGCCUUCCAUGUGGCUCAAUGGAUGACGAUGGAUAUCUCACAUUUCGUGCAAGGGCUAUACGUGUCACUGCCGCAGAUGAUUCAGUGGACUCUACAGAGGAUCGAAGACGUCCAUCGAGACUGUAUGCCCAAGACGGGACCACCUGGAGUACAGUCGAUGCUGUAGUUCCAGUCACUAUCAGCUCGUCACCCAGUAUAUUCGCCGUGGUUCUGGGAUGGUUCACUGUUUACGUACCUGGAGCCACGCCUGCCAUUGAUUCCAAGCCAAUCCGUUUGCUGCUUCUGGAAGAGCACGCGACUGGAAAGUAUCAUGUACGCUCAUUCUGUUUCCUUAGUGUGGAUUGCAGGCACUGGGUUCUAACAUGGAAGAUGGCCGAAUUCAGCGUUGGAGGGCCUAUUUCACUAAGCCGCAAACGUUCUGCGAUUCAGCUGCAUGACAGACAUCUCAUCAGGGAGUCUCCGGCAGUUCGUAUGCGGCAGUUACUCCCCCUUUUCCCUACAAGCUCGACGACUAUCCUUCAGGAUGUCGAGCGAAGUCGAAAAUGGGCAAUUCCACAACGGACGGUGGAAUCGUACUACCGUCAAAACCACGAUGAUGGAGUCCGAUUAGUGAAGGUCUACUUGAAAGUCGAUGAUGCUGAAGAUGUUGACAGCUCCUAUUUUUCGGUUCACUCUGAGGAAAAUCUACAAGUCAUCGCGGAUGAAGGCAAUGACAGUACGUAUUCAUCCUACGCAAUUAAACUGUCUUCUGUGAUACUGUUGAAAUUUAACCGCGACAUUUGCUCUGACAGUUAGAUAUAUCAAGGAAUUCGGCGUGGUGGUGGCAGAUUCUGGGUCUUUCACAGACAACGACCUAGCAGCAAUCCUCUCAGUAACAUCUCCAUCCGAAUUGUUCACGCAGGCUUUCGGCGCUGCUAUCUACGACAGGACUGAAUACUGUACACGUGCUGUCGUCCCUGCCGAGUACGACCCUCAAAUGCAUGAAGUCAGACCUGAACGGUACCCCCACGGCAGUGGUUCCUUAGCCGACUCAGAUCAAUCGUCGGACUCUUCAGAGAUUGACGAUCAUUACCACGAUUUGGAUCGUUUGUGAGUUAUCCGGAGAAUAAUUGAGAAAGGCACAUGAUUCUUUGUGGUACACUGCAGUACCUUCAACUACUGUGUAGCUUGAGGAGUACUGUCAUGGUACUACUUGGAGGUUACAGUCAUUUUGAAAAACAUUAUUAUCGGCAUCUACUGAAGCGAAGCAACACAGCAUGCUUGCUAUAAUGCACAUAAAUGUUGGUGUAUCAAAUGAUUCUAACCCGUCGGAACAUCAAGGCCAGCAAAGUAAACUUCGCAGCGAGCGGCUCGAGGUGAACGAGCUUUCUUUCAAAAUACGAGUAUUCACCAGACUCAUAGAAUAGGCUGAGUCCUCGAAGCCUUACCGUAUCCAUUCCUUGCCGAGAAUUCACCUGUGAUAUGACUGGCAUAGAUACCACUAUAGUUUACCAAUUCAGCUUAGCUUGUACUAUCUCUAUAGACAUGCCAGUGCCUGCUCUCACAAUCAUGGAUCCUGGAACCUAUGCCACAAUGAUUCACUGCCAU
This is a messenger RNA of Somion occarium, 3138 nucleotides long. Lineage: Eukaryota; Fungi; Basidiomycota; Agaricomycetes; Polyporales; Cerrenaceae. The record is from the annotation of a GenBank genome assembly.